This is a messenger RNA of Fusarium redolens, 1288 nucleotides long. RefSeq lists its product as uncharacterized. Bases 90 to 854 code for a protein of 254 amino acids. NCBI's taxonomy places the organism in Eukaryota, Fungi, Ascomycota, Sordariomycetes, Hypocreales, Nectriaceae. The record is from RefSeq and is a predicted model, not a curated record. The transcript has a single exon.
AUCAUUGACACGUAUAAAAUCCCACCCUCUCGCAUCAUUUCUUCAGCGUCCUUCACCACCUUUCAACACCUUUUCAACACCCUUAGGCAAUGGAAUCCAGCAAUCUAAAUUUUGAUUCUUAUCCUCCUCUCUAUCCUGAUAGUGGGCUUGCCUUGGAUACUCAGCUGUCAAUGUACCAGUAUCCGUGUCCUGAUGCAGAGGCCAACAAUUGGACACUUCCGACAAUCCCACACAAGUCACCUCCGGUUGUAUUCUCUUGGCUAUAUAUGCCUACCCCCUUGGCAUAUUCCCAUAUCCACCAGUCCUCAGCAGCCUCCGCCGUCGUAUUCCCAUCCUACCCAAUCAUCAAUUGGCCCUAUCAAACAGGCAGCUUCUCUUAUGGGGAAUGGCCACAAAACCUUACUGGAGUGUAUCCUAAAACGGACUAUGGAUUAUCCAGCCUGCAAUGCGAUUCUGGACCUCAGCAAGUCGAUCAAAAUCCUUUCCAACAAGCAUCAGGCCAAUGCAAUGGGACCGUCGCUCCGUGGAGCACUGCAGAGCAUUUUGGGACCAUCGUUGCAGAGGCCCCUACUACCGAAACACAAGCAUUGAAUUGUCUAUGCCCUAAGGAUAGAUUCCUUGUAGAUUGUAGACUGAAAGGUAUGGAAUGGACAGCGAUCACCGCCGAAUACAACAAAAGGUGGAAACCAAAAACCGCUGGUGCGUUGACACCAAUCACCACCGGAUACAAUAAAAGACGGAAACCAAAAACCGCUAGUGGGUUGAGGGCCCAGUUGUGCAGGAUAGCACAAAAGCAUCCUGUCAUCAAACGGAUUCUGAAGCCCAGAAGCAGAAAGGCUCCCAAGCCGUCUUGACGAGUGUGUUUCUGGACGUGUUUGGUAAUGAGGUGGACUGGAUACUCUUUGCUGUUUACUGUAGCAGGAGACAGUCUUAGUGCUUUGUAAUACAUCUGGAUAUAAAUGUUUGUGCGUUUUUGAUUGACCAUCCAUUUGAUAUGAUGCAGAGGUUAAGUGAAAUGGCCCCAGGGGAUCAAAACACCAAAUGACUUCCGGUAGGUCCUCUACAAUGGUUUGUAGUGUAGCGUAGUCUAGACCUUUGGCCUAUCCUGUCAUGGCCACCUGCUGCAGAGACGCGAGAUGAGAAAAGUCACGUAAACUUGGCCAGAAAAAUGCUUAUUAAGAAUAGCAUUGCUCCGUCUUGGGAAUGGAUGUAAAUCGGCAUAAAUGCGAAAACUCAAUAGAUAAAUUUUAGAGAGGAGAGCUUGCUCCGCAACGAAGAUGCCGGUCAC